AUGUCCAAAUACGGUGUGUUGGCCAUCGGUCCUGCUGGCGCCGGCAAGACGACCUUCUGCUCGGCCCUGAUCGGUCACUUGCGCAACUCGCGUCGCUCAUGUUUCUAUAUCAACCUCGACCCGGCUGCCGAGGAGUUUGUCUAUGAGCCUGAUCUCGACAUCAGAGAGCUCAUUACCCUCGAAGAUGUCAUGGAAGAAAUGCAUCUCGGCCCCAAUGGCGGUCUGAUUUACUGCUUUGAAUUCCUUCUGGAAAACAUGGACUUCAUCACCGACCCGCUGGAAGAGGUGGGUGAAGAGUACCUGAUCAUUAUCGAUAUGCCUGGUCAAAUCGAGCUGUAUACACAUGUGCCAAUUCUGCCCUCUCUCGUCAAAAACUUGACCAGAGGCAGCCUCAACGUCAACCUCUGCGCCGCCUACCUGCUGGAAGCCACCUUCGUCGUAGAUCGCGCAAAGUUCUUUGCCGGAACCCUGAGUGCUAUGAGUGCCAUGCUCAUGCUCGAGGUCCCCCACGUCAACAUUCUGAGCAAGAUGGAUCUCGUCAAAGGCACCGUCGCAAAGAAAGACCUCAAACGUUUCAUUGACCCCGAUGUCAGCCUGCUCGACGAAGACCCGACCACUGGCCUGUACUACCAGGAAACCGACGACCCAGACGAUGUUACAGACUCCCAAAGCGUUAUGGCCGGUUCUUCAUUCAACAAGCUGAACCGUGCUGUUGGUCAGCUCAUCGAUGACUUUGCCAUGGUUUCCUUCCUCAAGCUCGACGCCCAAGACGAAGACAGUGUCGGCGCCGUCCUCUCCUACAUCGAUGACGCCAUCCAGUUCCAUGAAGCUCAGGAACCCAAGGAACCCAUGGAUGAAGCACAAGAUCAAGAGAUGGCUGAGAUGGGUUGA
Molecule: messenger RNA, 891 nt
Organism: Aureobasidium pullulans EXF-150
Lineage: Eukaryota; Fungi; Ascomycota; Dothideomycetes; Dothideales; Saccotheciaceae
Exons: 1
Coding region: 1-891 (296 amino acids)
Molecular function (GO): GTPase activity
Source: RefSeq, a predicted model, not a curated record